This is a messenger RNA of Anopheles stephensi (Asian malaria mosquito), 1790 nucleotides long. RefSeq lists its product as uncharacterized. NCBI's taxonomy places the organism in Eukaryota, Metazoa, Arthropoda, Insecta, Diptera, Culicidae. The record is from RefSeq and is a predicted model, not a curated record. The transcript has a single exon. The coding region runs from base 40 to 1689 and encodes 549 amino acids.
CCGUGCAUUCCCGACGCUAGGUAACUUAUUUUUGACGUCAUGGCUAACGCACCGUCGUCUGCCCCUGUCUUUUUUGGGCCAACUGAAAACCUCAGUGCGGAAGAACGGGCCGAACAACGGCGCCGUGAACAGGCCGAAAUUAUUCGUUGGAAGUAUCGGUAUCAGAAGGUGGACGCUAUCAAACCGGGCGAAACAGUGGAAGCGUACCAGAUACGGUGCCUCAACAAGCGGUUGGUACAUUUGGAGCGCGAAAAAGCUCAGAAAGAGCUUAAACUGAAAAUUUACAAUGCUCCCGUGCAUCGUCGGGAGGCAGAAAUUGAUCGUUGCUGCAUUCUACGCAUGCUGGACGAAGCCGUCCGGUAUGAUGGACAAAUUGAGGCCGCCAAGACGGAUAUGAACGAGCUGAUGUCCCAAAUAAAGCGAGUCAACAGUGAGCUGGAUUCUGCAACCAAAGCAGUCCCUUCGGACUUUGUGUACGGGGAAGCAUUGGAAAAGGCUCGAUCCGAACUCGCUGCCAUCGACAGCCGGCUUCAUAAUGCGCGCACGCUCGAGGGAAAGCUGCACGCGGACAAUCGGAAGCGUCGUAGCGAGAUCGAAAACAUGCUCGUCGAACGAAAGCUGUACAAUCAGCAGUGGCAGCAAUACGUAGCGGAGCUAAACCGGAACAGGAAGUUUCUGCUCGAUAUGAUAGAGCGGGCUACGUUGGCCUUUAACCAGGGUGAGGAUCUGUGCUACAGGAUCGAUUCGCUGAAAGCGCAAGAAACCCGGGAUAAGCGAGCCCGUGUCCAGGAGAUGAUUGAAGUCGAACGGCAAAUUGUGGGCACGCGCCACAUCAACGCGUUCCUGCGCACUAAAGGAUACCAACGAGGCGUUGCAGAGCUGGACGCCAGAUUGGUUCGAAAGCGCAACCUUUUCAAAGCAGCACACCGAGAAAAAAUCGAUCGUUUUGGUGCGAUCAUCAGCAGUACGAUGGAGUACUUGCAGCUGGACGCCAUUCAGGACGUGCUGCUGGAGAUAGAAAAACAGCAGGACAAGUACACCGCACUGUUCCGGUACAUGAACAUAACGAACGCUCAGAUCGAGGAGGCUAAUGGAAUCGCACGCGAUCUCGAGAAAGAUAGCGAACGACUGCAUGAAGGCGAGAAACGCAAAAGACUUUCGGAUGAGAGGACCCUGAAGCAGGAUUUGCAACAGGUGCGGUCCGCCCAGAAGCUCUCGGACGAACUGAGGGAAGAAAUCCGCCGGCAGCAGGACGCGUUGGAAGUAAAGCUUGCCACCGUUGAGCAGGCGCUGUCGGUGGUUGGAUUCGAUCGAGCAACGAUUCUGCAGCUUAUGGCAGCAACAACCAGCUCCGAUCGCAGUCGACUGACCGAUGAGAGUUUGAUGAAUGCCCUGUCGGCCAUCGAGCGGAAGGUACUGCAGUUGGUGCACAUGAGUGCCGAAGGUACGGUCGUGGAGGAGGAUGCGCCCAUCAACACCCUGUACGGAAGCCAACAGUGUGCCGAAUGUGCAGAGGGCCAGGACGUGAAUCAGCACGACGAACGCAUCGUCCUUCCGCAGGAGCAUCCCAAGCUAGUGGAGAACGUGCGAAAGCGUGUUAAUGCACCGGAAAUGCAGUAUCGGCUACACACGCUGAGUCAGUGCAAACUUCCCCGGUCGCGGAUGUUGGUGAACAAGCGAUACCAGUAGCCGAUCGUAACCGAUUGGGUAUGUUACCGUUUAUUAUGUUUCUUUUCCGAGAGGCGAGAGAAUUUUGUAUAAAACUACAUCCCACUAGUUUGUACGAUGUU